AUGGUGGAAAUUGAAAUUGGAGAAUAUCGCAUCAAUUACUAUGCUACUCAUAAUAAAUGCGAUGACUGUGGUGCUACAUGUGAAAGACCGGACAACUGCUACACGCCAGAAUGUGCGAAGGAUGCAGCAUUGCAUGGAAAACGCCUGGAUUACAUUAUGUAUAAAAGUGGCCGAAGAAAGGCGAAGCUAGUGCAUUGUGCGGUGCGAAUGAAUCAAAUUCCGGGCGAAAAACCGAUCAACUACAGCGAUCAUAUUGGUGUAUAUGCGGAAUUUUCCAUAUCCGAUCAGCACCACCCAGUAUUCUUUUGUUUUAAUAUGCUUUUAUUUAAUUUAUGGAAGAGUGUGGUGUGUAUGUUUCAGACAGCGAUAUUUCGAUUUUUGGUGGCACUAAUAAUCGCAUUUUGCCUCUGGCACGGUUUAAUCGGUCUUACAAUGGAAAUGAAAGCUUUAAAAGCAUCGAAAGCAUCGAUUGGAAUGCUUCUCAACGACUGA
Molecule: messenger RNA, 492 nt
Organism: Gongylonema pulchrum
Lineage: Eukaryota; Metazoa; Nematoda; Chromadorea; Rhabditida; Gongylonematidae
Source: the annotation of a GenBank genome assembly